GCCCCUCAUGCACACCAUCUCCCCUAAAUCCAUGUCCAACAUCGCCCAUUCCAAAUUCGACCACUUUUCUCUCUCUAACCUCUCUCCCUCUCCCCGCCCUCGCCGGAAAAUUCAUCCACCUCCGCCGCCAUGUCCGCGUGCGUCUUCCUCCUAUGGCUCGUUAGCAUCCCUCUCUCAAUCCAAGCGGCCCGACAACCCAGAGAUUACCUCAUAAGCUGCGGCGCUAAAACCGAAAUCAAAGAAGGGGCUCUGAAAUACGUUCCCGACAGCGACUUCAUCGCGACCGGCAACACCACAACCUUAAAGCGCACCGACAUCUUGCCUCGGCUGCGAACCCUUCGAUUCUUUCCAAACGCCAACGCCAGGAAGCAUUGCUACAGCUUCCCCGUGAUCAGGGGCGCCAGGUAUCUCGUCAAGACCAUAUAUUUCUACGGAAAGUUCGACGGAGGAAGAGCGCCUCCGGUGUUCGACCAGAUCAUCGACGGCACCAAGUGGAGCACCGUGAACACGACGGAGGAUUUCGCCGGCGGGGGAUCCUCGUUCUACGAGGCCGUCGUGGCCGCCCAGAACAAGGUCCUCAGCAUAUGUCUGGCUAGGAACCAGCACACCCCCGCUGGCUCCAGCCCUUUUAUCUCGUCUCUCGAGGUGCAUUACCUCGAGAGCUCCGUCUACAACUCCACCAACUUCGACAAAGCCAUGUUGAUGACGGUUGCCAGAAGUAGGUUUGGCUCACACGACGACAUCAUCAUUAGUUACCCGGACGACAUAUUCAACCGUUUUUGGGAGCCAUACAAGGACGAGAGCCCGUUCGUGACGAGCCAUUGGAACGUGACGACGACGUCGUUUUGGAACAUCCCGCCGCAGAAGGCGUUUGCGUCGGCGCUGACGACGAGCAGGGGGAAGACUCUGACGCUGAACUGGCCGCCGUUCCCGUUAAGUAGCGGACUCUACUACAUCGCGUUCUACUUUCAGGACAACCGCAGCCCCAGUCCGUACAGCUGGAGGGUCUUCGACGUCCAAGUUAACGGCCACUUCUUCUUCCAACACAUGAACGUGACGGAGCAAGGCCAGGGCGUCGUCGGCACCAACUGGCCUCUCUCCGGCCAGCUCGUCAUCACCUUGUCUCCGGCUCCCAGCUCUCCGGUGGGGCCGCUCAUCAAUGCCGCCGAGCUCCUCCAGCUGCUGCCCUUCGGAAACAGGACUCUCACCAGAGAUGCGGUGGCGAUGGAGGAGUUGAAGAAGGAAGUGGUGAAUCCGCCGGAAGAUUGGGGAGGGGAUCCAUGCCUGCCCAUCGGCCAUUCCUGGGGCGGCGUUUAUUGCACCGUCGCCGAGCCCUUUCGUGUUGUGUCUUUGAAUCUAAGCGGGUAUGGAUUGUCGGGGAAGCUGUCGCCGAGUAUAGCUAGAUUAACUGGGCUCAGACACAUUUGGCUUGGAGACAACAAGUUUUCGGGCGUCAUACCUGAUUUGAGCCCCUUGAAAGCUCUAGAAACUCUGCAUUUGGAGAACAAUCAGUUUGAAGGGCCGGUUCCUCCUUCGUUGGGGCAGCUGCCCAAUCUUCAACAAGUCUUUCUCCAGAACAACAAGCUCAAUAGUAGCGUUCCCGAGCCUCUCACUAAAAGAGAUGGUCUCAGUGUUCGACUAUCCUAGCAAAAUGCAGCAGCCCCAGGAGACGUAAAGCUAAGGUGAAACAAGAGGGAGAGAUUCGUGUUUUGACUGUCGAAAAUGGAGAUAUGUCUGUAUGUAAAUAUACAUUUGCUUCGUCUUUCUACAAUGUGAUUGUUUCAAGAAUUAGUAUCCAUCAUCAUACUCACUAUUUUCUCUACCCAACUGCGACGUGUAAUCAUAAUAGUCAUAUAUCAUCUUGUCGACAUAGAUAAAUAUUAAAUGCUCUUGAAUUAUGACAUUUAUAGUCACAAUAUAAUUUGAAUUCUAUUA
Salvia miltiorrhiza (redroot sage) is the source of this 1935-nucleotide messenger RNA. RefSeq names its product probable LRR receptor-like serine/threonine-protein kinase At1g67720. The record is from RefSeq and is a predicted model, not a curated record. The transcript has 9 exons. NCBI's taxonomy places the organism in Eukaryota, Viridiplantae, Streptophyta, Magnoliopsida, Lamiales, Lamiaceae. Gene Ontology annotation, molecular function: protein binding. Bases 130 to 1647 code for a protein of 505 amino acids.